AUGCCUCACGUGGCGAUCGUCCCCGGUUUCAUCGCAACCGACCUGGCCAACGGCGACGCGACGAAUCUCGGCCGAGGCGGAUCGGACUAUACGGCGGCCAUCCUCGCAUCGACGCUGAAAGCGUCCGCGCUGGAGAUAUGGACGGACGUGGACGGCUUUAUGACCGCCGACCCGAAGGUUAUCAACGAUGCGUACGUGAUCGAGCACCUGAGUUACGUCGAAGCGAUGGAGCUAUGCAAUUUCGGAGCGAAGGUGAUCUAUCCGCCGACGAUCUUCCCGGCUUACCACAAAAAUAUUCCGAUCCCGGGCGAUCAAAGGGAUUUCGUCGAUCAACGACACCUGCCUGAUCACGAUCCAGGCUUGGGCAUGGUCGGCGUUAUCGGCGUCAACUACCGGAUUUUCAAAACGCUCGCCAAAUCGGGAAUCAGCGUAUUCCUCGUCUCGCAGGCGGCGUCCGAAAAUACGACCUCGAUCGGCGUGCGCAACGACGACGCGGAUCUCGCGAUGGAAGUGCUGACUGAAGAGUUCGCGCAGGAAUCGCGCUGGGGGAAAUCAAUAAGAUCAAAAAAGAACCGAAUCUCGCCACGAUCGCGAUCGUCGGCGAAAUAUGAAACACACGCCGGGUAUCGCCGAAAACUGUUCGGCACGCUCGGCCGCAGCGGGAUCAAUGUGAUCGCCUGCGCGCAGGGGGCUUCGGAAACCAACAUUUCGUUCGUGGUGUCGCUCGACAGCUUGCGCAAGACGUUGAACGUGCUUCACGAUUCGUUCUUCCUGUCCGAUUACCAGGUGUUGAAUAUCUUUAUCGCCGGAGUGGGACUGAUCGGAAGCAACUUGCUGGAACAGAUCCGCCUGCAGCAGGCCAAGCUGAUGAAGGAAAAUUCCUUGCAGAUCCGGGUGGUCGGCGCGACCCACUCCAAACGGUAUAUCGUCGACCGCGACGGUCUCGACCUGAAGACCUAUCGCGACGAACUCCGGCGUUCGGAAAACGUCUCGACGCCGGCGGCAUUCCGGGAUGCGAUCCUGUCGAUGAAUAUUUUCAACUCCGUUUUCGUGGACUGCACGGCCAGCGCCGAGGUUGCGGAUAUCUACAAGGAUCUGCUGGAGCACAACGUUUCGGUCGUGGCCGCCAACAAGACCGCGGCGUCGUCCGAAUACGACCGUUACCACGAACUCAAAUCGAUUGCCGUAAACGGGGACGAUCUGAUCAACAGCGGCGACCGCAUCCUGAAAAUCGAAGCGGUGGUUUCCGGAACGCUAAAUUAUAUUUUCAACGAGAUGAGCGCGACCGUGCCGAUGAGCAAAGCGAUCAAAAUGGCACAGGAAGCCGGUUAUGCCGAACCCGACCCGCGGAUCGACCUGAGCGGCAUGGACGUAAUCCGCAAACUGGUGAUUCUCUCCCGCGAAGCCGGGUACCGAGUCGAACAAGCCGACGUGAAAAAGCACCUGUUCAUCCCCGAAAAAUAUUUCGAAGGAUCGGUCGAGGAUUUCUGGCGUAAAAUUCCCGAGAUCGACGCCGAAUUCGAACAGCGCCGCAAAAAGCUCGAAGCGAGCGGUAAGCGCUGGCGUUUCAUCGCCACGAUGGAAAACGGCAAGACCGAAGUGGGAUUGCGCGAGGUAGACAGCGAAAGCCCGUUCUACCACCUGGCCGGCAGCAACAACGUAAUCCUGCUGACAACCGAACGCUAUAAGGAGUAUCCGAUGCAGAUCAAAGGAUACGGAGCCGGAGCCGAGUGA
This is a messenger RNA of Mycena citricolor, 1734 nucleotides long. NCBI's taxonomy places the organism in Eukaryota, Fungi, Basidiomycota, Agaricomycetes, Agaricales, Mycenaceae. The record is from the annotation of a GenBank genome assembly.